This is a messenger RNA of Benincasa hispida (wax gourd), 1098 nucleotides long. RefSeq names its product PDI-like 5-1 (gene PDIL5-1). NCBI's taxonomy places the organism in Eukaryota, Viridiplantae, Streptophyta, Magnoliopsida, Cucurbitales, Cucurbitaceae. Gene Ontology annotation, biological process: protein folding. Gene Ontology annotation, molecular function: protein disulfide isomerase activity. Gene Ontology annotation, cellular component: endoplasmic reticulum. The record is from RefSeq and is a predicted model, not a curated record.
AUUUUUUCCUUAUUCUUAUUCGGUCAAAUAUCGGGAAUUUGCCACAUGCCGUCCAUAAUGCUUUCCAGAUCGACCGGGUUCAUCGUUUCAAUUGUAUAAUGCGAACUCCGGCCACCGAGGCUGGUCUCUUCUUCUUUUGAAUUCAAAUCACAGCAAAAGAGAAGAUCCGGAGACCUCAUUCAACCAUGAGAUUCCAUAUUUCGUCUGCAAUUUUCCCUUCUUUGUUAAUCUCUCUCCUCCUUCUAAACACAGCAUCCCUCUGCAGAGCUGAAGUUUUAACCCUAACUGCCGACACGUUCUCCGACAAGGUAAAGGAAAAAGAUACUGCAUGGUUUGUCAAGUUUUGUGUUCCUUGGUGCAAGCAUUGCAAGAAUUUAGGAUCAUUAUGGGAGGACCUGGGGAAGGCAAUGGAAGGUGAGGAUGAAAUCGAGGUUGGAGAAGUUGAUUGUGGUUCUAACAAACCAGUUUGUUCUAAAGUUGAUAUCCAUUCAUAUCCUACAUUUAAGCUUUUCUAUGAAGGGGAAGAAGUUGCAAAGUAUACAGGGCCAAGAGACGUUGAAUCUCUCAAAACCUUUGUUCUUGAAGAAGCUGAAAAGGCAGCAGAAAAAGCGGAGCAGGACAGUGAUAAAGAAUUGUGAUUAUAGGUAGGACAAAUUUUUAACUUAUUCAGAGUAGUUCUUUGCCCCUUCCCUCGAGAUUCCAUUCGCUUAGUGCACCAAUAUUUGAUAAACAUAUUUGAUUUAUACAAUCAAAUAGAUUCUUUUCGAUGCAGUGUUGGACUAUAUACACUUGAUGCUCUUGGCAUCCAUAGACCAUGAAUCUGGUUGUUCAUGAACUAGACCAUUGAUCAUCACGGUCGUUUUUGCACUGUGAUUAGAAUGCUUAAAUUUGGAUAGAUUUGGACCGCGAUCUCGGUACCAUUGUUUGCUCCCCCUUCUGUUUAGACUUCUCCCCCCACGUUUUUCUGACAUUUAUGGGUAGCUGCCUUUUGGUUGGGUUAUGCCAAAGAGAGGUAACAAAAUUGGAUUAGAGUAUUUUGUACUUAAUAGGUUGAUUAUAUAUUAUACCUUACAUUAUAUGCAGACUUUUUAUUUGGAA